Molecule: messenger RNA, 1496 nt
Organism: Merops nubicus (carmine bee-eater)
Lineage: Eukaryota; Metazoa; Chordata; Aves; Coraciiformes; Meropidae
Gene: RBM22
Product: RNA binding motif protein 22
Exons: 10
Cellular component (GO): U2-type catalytic step 1 spliceosome; Prp19 complex; U2-type catalytic step 2 spliceosome
Molecular function (GO): metal ion binding; U6 snRNA binding; pre-mRNA binding
Source: RefSeq, a predicted model, not a curated record
GAUUUCCCUAUUCUGUGCCAGACAUGUCUUGGAGAAAACCCGUAUAUCCGAAUGACCAAAGAAAAAUAUGGAAAAGAAUGCAAGAUCUGUGCCAGGCCCUUCACCGUGUUCCGCUGGUGCCCGGGCGUUCGGAUGCGCUUCAAGAAGACAGAGGUGUGCCAGACGUGCAGCAAGCUGAAGAACGUCUGUCAGACCUGCCUGCUCGACCUGGAGUAUGGUUUGCCUAUUCAAGUCCGGGAUGCAGGACUCUCCCUUAAGGAUGAAAUGCCCAAAUCUGACGUCAAUAAAGAAUACUACACCCAGAACAUGGAACGGGAGAUUUCCAACUCCGAUGGCACGAGACCAGUCGGUGCACUGGGAAAAGCAACAUCCACCAGUGACAUGCUGCUGAAGCUGGCACGGACCACUCCCUACUACAAACGUAACCGUCCUCACAUCUGCUCCUUCUGGGUCAAAGGAGAGUGCAAGAGAGGAGAGGAGUGUCCCUACAGACAUGAGAAACCCACGGAUCCAGACGACCCUCUGGCUGAUCAGAACAUCAAGGAUCGUUACUAUGGCAUCAACGACCCCGUGGCUGAUAAGCUUCUGAAACGAGCCUCAACCAUGCCUCGCCUAGACCCCCCUGAUGACAAGACUAUUACUACCCUGUAUGUUGGAGGCCUGGGAGAUACUAUCACUGAAUCAGAUCUCAGAAAUCACUUCUACCAGUUUGGGGAGAUUCGGACGAUAACGGUGGUGCAGAGGCAGCAAUGUGCUUUCAUCCAGUUUGCCACCCGGCAAGCUGCAGAGGUGGCUGCUGAGAAAUCCUUCAACAAGCUCAUCGUCAACGGUCGCAGGCUCAAUGUCAAAUGGGGAAGGUCCCAGGCAGCAAGAGGAAAAGACAAAGACAAGGAAGGUACCACAGAAUCCGGGAUAAAGCUGGAGCCAGUUCCAGGGCUUCCCGGAGCUCUGCCCCCUCCUCCAGCUGCAGAAGAGGAGGCUUCUGCAAAUUACUUCAACCUACCUCCGAGUGGCCCUCCUGCCGUGGUUAACAUUGCCCUGCCACCACCUCCUGGCAUUGCUCCACCACCACCUCCAGGUUUCGGGCCACACAUGUUCCACGCCAUGGGGCCCCCGCCUCCCUUCAUGAGAGCCCCAGGCCCCAUCCACUACCCAUCUCAGGACCCCCAGAGGAUGGGUGCCCACGCGGGGAAGCACAGCAGCCCUUAGCACGUCCUGCAGCCCUCCUUGAAGUAAAUGUUAUUUUCUAGUUCCCGUGGUAGCACCAGAUGUUGAGCUAGAGAAGCCUUAUUUCCCUGCUCGCUGACGCUGGGCGAGCCCAGCUCCGUGUCUCCACUAGCUAAUGGGGUUAAAUCCACCCCAGGUCGUUCAUUUUAGGGGGGUGGGGGGUUGGGGGCAGGCAGAGGAGAUGUUGGGGGCUGUGGAUCAGGUGGAGCAGGACUAUGGUGAGAUCCCUGUAGCCCGUUUGCACCCUUUGGAAAUAAACUUCUGGAAAA